Messenger RNA from Panonychus citri (citrus red mite), 2383 nucleotides. RefSeq names its product type-1 angiotensin II receptor-like. Gene Ontology annotation, biological process: G protein-coupled receptor signaling pathway. Bases 450 to 1685 code for a protein of 411 amino acids. Gene Ontology annotation, molecular function: neuropeptide Y receptor activity. The record is from RefSeq and is a predicted model, not a curated record. The transcript is spliced from 8 exons. Gene Ontology annotation, cellular component: plasma membrane. Lineage: Eukaryota; Metazoa; Arthropoda; Arachnida; Trombidiformes; Tetranychidae.
UCUAUGAACAGAAUCAAUGGCAACACUUUCCUCAUCAUGAAAUUCAAAGUUUUAUUGAAAUAACAAAACUUUCUCGUCAUUAAAUCAUAAUUAGAAUCAUCUGAUUGUUAUUAUGUCGUAUUAGUAUUAUUUUCUCAAUAAUUCCGAUAGAUUAAAGUGUUUUUCCAAGUUUUGUUUUCACUUUCAAAUUUUGUUCCAAUUAUCAAAAUUAUGGAUUAAUAUUAAUCACCAAAGUUAAUUUGUGUUCUACAAUCAACUGAUUGUCAACUUACCUCUUAAUUACUAAUCUAGAUCAAUCUUUUCACUAUCACUUGUAUUUCAUUACAAAUCGUAUCUGAAUCAAAUGUGAUAAUCCAACUGAUUGUUGUCAAUUUAUUUCGUGUUAUUGUUUAUCUGCAUUAGUGUUGGGACAGCAAAUUGAAGUUAAUUUAAGAGUUUAAUCAUUACCUAUGGAUCUUAAUUAUCCAGAUUUGGAAAAUUCAACUUCAUCAUUUAUCUCAUACGAUUAUGAUUUAGAUACAUCACUGAACACAUAUGAUUACUAUGAUCUGGUACCAACAGCGUUGAUUUAUGGGAUCACAUUGAUCACUGGUCUUAUUGGUAAUGGAUUAAUCAUCUACACUGUGAGUCACUUUAGGCGGAUGAGAACCUUAUCCAAUGUAUUUCUUGCUUCUCUUGCAUCAGCUGAUCUACUUCUCAUCAUUGUCUGUGUACCUGUCAAAUUUGGUCAAUUAUUUUCAUUUUCAUGGGAAUUCGGACCGAUUCCUUGUAAAUUUGUUCAUUACAUGCAAAAUGUUUCAGCCAUUUGCUCUGUUUACACACUGACAGCAAUGAGUAUUGAAAGAUACUACGCGAUUUUACAUCCCGUUCGAAGUCGUUACAUGUGUACAAUGUCACACACUCGGAUGAUCAUCAUUCUUACCUGGAUUUUUUCCCUAAUCUCAGCUUCACCGAUUCUGCAUUUACAGGUUCAUGUCGAGGUCGGUGAAAGGUACAAAGCUUUUUGGUGUUAUAAGGAUCCAAGUCAAACGGUUAUUUGGAAACUGUAUGAGUUUUACAUGUUCACCUUAAUCCUGGUGAUACCCUGUAUUGUAAUGGGCUUCACUUAUUCAUGUAUAUGUAAAAAUCUGUGGAUUGUUGUUCAAAAAAGAGCGACCAUGUUUGGCCAUGAUAAUGGAACUAUCGAGCUGAAAAACUCAGAGACCAUGUCACAUGACCGUAAAUUGUUACGAACUGAACAAAAUUCAUUCUCGAAUAAACAACAUUCCAUCAAGAACAGUUCAAUCCAAGAGAUGUACUCCAAUAAAGCCGACGAUGAUACUGCAGUCGUCAAACAGGUGAUCAAAAUGCUGGUCGCUGUUGUGAUACUGUUCAUAUUGUGCUGGUCUCCAAUACUAAUUAUUAAUCUACUGACUGCCUUUGGAACACUUCAUCAACUCAACUAUGGUUACCUGAAGCCACUUCGAACAGCAGCUCAUCUAUUGUCCUACCUCAAUUCGUGUAUCAAUCCAUUGGUUUAUGGAUUCAUGUCCAAAAAUUUUCGAGCUUCUUUCAAGGCAGCGCUACAGAAAUGUUUACCCUGCCGUUCAAAAGGAAACCAGCGAAGUAAUAGCCUUUCCUGUCGAAUUUCGACCACCGUUCUAACACCAGCUCCAUCUAACUUGUUAACUGAAGUCAAUUAUUAAUCAUAUUUAUCGACGACUGGGUUGAGGCCAUGGAUCAGCCACCAAGAUGCUUCAUAUCGUAGCAGACCAAAUAGCCAAUGGCUAAUCUUUUAUUGUUCAUUUUUUGUCCAAAUUCAAUAAUCAACUCGAUUAACCAUGAGCUUUAUCAUCGGUUCUUUUCUCUUCACUUUUUAAGUUCCUGUUCUGUUUAAUUUGCCAAUUUCAGAGUAACGUUCUGGUGUAUUUUGAAAUAUUCUGGUAGAUAAAGAAUUCUUAUCAUUGAUGACAAACAUACCAAUAAACAAAAGAUUCCAAUUUAUACAAUGAAGACCAUUUAUGAUUCCUUCUUCGAUCACUUGAUUAUUCACGAAGUAAAUGAGACCACGGAGACGAAAAAUAAGAAAAUCGUUGGUUAAUUGUGGACAUCACAGGGUUUACAGUAAUUGAGAGUAAAUUUCAACGAUUCAAUAUUAUUUAAUGAAAAGCGAGAUAAAUGAAAGGGUUUGCCUGAUCGGAGAAAGAAGUGAAAAUUAAGACGAGACUAAUUGAAUGACCAUGUAAAAUACUCUGUUAACUCCCAUACAUCUUCAAUCAAGAGAAGGUUAUCACAAUUCUCUUGAAAGAGUCAACAUUUUAUAUGAAAAAUAUCAACAUUGUUCAAUUAUGCCCCAACUUACCGACCGAUUCCUUAAAUGUAAAUAAAAAAAUAUCUCGUUUAA